AGGAGCAAAUCUUAAGCAACACCUUAUUUUCUUAUAUCGGCUCGAUCUAUUCGCAUCUUCCCCAUUGACAUUUCAGUCUUGAGAAAACAAAAACUCUCCGUCUUCGUUGUUUCUUCCCCAUUGACAAUGCCGGCGAGGAAGCCCGGUGUGAUCGCCUUGUUCGAUGUCGAUGGAACUCUCACGGCCCCUAGGAAGACGGCGACUCAAGAAAUGCUCGAUUUCAUGCGCGAUCUGCGUAAGGUUGUGACUGUCGGUGUGGUCGGUGGAUCUGAUCUCAUCAAGAUAUCUGAGCAACUCGGGAAAUCAGUUAUUAACGACUACGAUUAUGCGUUUUCUGAGAAUGGUCUUGUUGCCCAUAAAGAUGGGCAACUCAUUGGAACAGAGGACCUGAAACAGUUCCUUGGAGAAGAUAAACUCAAGGAAUUUAUAAACUAUACGCUACACUACAUUGCAGAUUUGGACAUCCCAAUCAAAAGGGGGACAUUCAUAGAAUUCCGGAAUGGAAUGCUCAAUGUGUCACCAAUUGGUCGUAACUGCAGCCAAGACGAAAGAGACGAAUUUGAGAAAUAUGACGAGAUUCACAAUAUACGACCGAAGAUGGUGGCUGAACUUCGUAAGAAAUUCUCACAUCUUAAUCUCACUUUCUCCAUAGGAGGGCAAAUAAGCUUUGAUGUUUUCCCAAAGGGUUGGGACAAGACAUACUGCUUGCAGUACCUCAAGGACUUCAAUGAAAUUCACUUCUUUGGUGACAAAACCUAUGAGGGAGGAAAUGAUUACGAAAUUUACACGUCGGACAAAACAAUUGGUCAUACCGUUACGAGUCCAGACGACACAAAGGCACAAUGUGAAGCUCUGUUCAUGUCUUGAAAACAUCAUCUCAUGAACAAACACUUAAAAACAAGAGUCUCAUACUAUGUGAUUCCUUUCUGCCGGCAAUUUUUCAGAGCUCUGAUUUAGUUAAUGCGACCCCUUUUUUUAACGCGUGAA
Molecule: messenger RNA, 987 nt
Organism: Tarenaya hassleriana
Lineage: Eukaryota; Viridiplantae; Streptophyta; Magnoliopsida; Brassicales; Cleomaceae
Product: phosphomannomutase
Exons: 10
Coding region: 127-867 (246 amino acids)
Biological process (GO): protein N-linked glycosylation; mannose metabolic process; GDP-mannose biosynthetic process
Cellular component (GO): cytosol
Molecular function (GO): phosphomannomutase activity
Source: RefSeq, a predicted model, not a curated record